AUGGCCCCAGAGGUUCAUUUCUCGUAUGUCUCUCCGUUCACGGUUCCAUUUCCCUUCGAGAUAGAGCCUCCAAACACUCCCGAACCUGUUCAAGACAAAGCUGCAUACAUCGAGCAGUGGUUAAGUGCAAGAGAGGCCAAAGUUGUGCGAAACACAGUCGGGAAUGGCGCAAUGAAGGUCUAUUACCCGGAGAAUAGAGAGACACGUAGGGAAUUGCUUGGGUUAUCUGAAAAUGCGCUCAAGGACUGUGUACCCGCGUUGGACGUUGGAGACGCCUUUGCGACGCUGGGUGUACCGUGCUUGGCGACACCUGACGACGAAGGCGCUCCUACUCCUUCAAGCUCAGAGGAUAUCGUGGCCGUGCGGCGGGAAUUGGUUGAUGUCCUAAGUGGUUACGCCGUUCUGGGUACAGACAAUACAUUUGCACCUUGGUCUCUACGCUACAGCGGGCAUCAGUUUGGAUCUUGGGCUGGGCAGCUUGGAGACGGGAGAGCGAUCUCAAUUUUGGCGACACCCCAUCCAUCCGAUCCUGAUAUCAUUUUUGAACUGCAAUUGAAAGGUGCUGGACGCACUCCGUUCUCAAGAACGGCAGACGGGCUUGCUGUCCUUCGAUCAUCAAUUCGAGAGUACCUUUGCUCUGAAGCAAUGCAAGCAUUAGGCAUCCCAACCAGCCGAGCCCUGAGCAUCGUGUCACUCCCUGAAGUACAAGUGGCCAGGGAGCGCAUGGAAUAUGCUAGUGUUGUCACACGCGUAGCACCUUCCUUCAUUCGCAUCGGCUCGUUCGAAGCCUUCAACGGUCCCGCUAAUAUGUUCUUUUUUGGCGGCGGCCAACAAGAACCCCAUUGGGACGGCCUGCGAAAGCUUGGUGAGUGGGUGUCAACACGGGUGCUGAAGUUGGGUGGGGAACCAGGCGAGGCUUGGGGCGAACGGCUAAUAAUGGAAGUGGCGAAACGGAAUGCGAGAAUGGUCGCGGGGUGGCAGGCAUACGGGUUCAUGCAUGGUGUGAUUAAUACAGACAAGUACGCUCUAGAUUAG
Molecule: messenger RNA, 1035 nt
Organism: Pleurotus ostreatus (oyster mushroom)
Lineage: Eukaryota; Fungi; Basidiomycota; Agaricomycetes; Agaricales; Pleurotaceae
Exons: 3
Coding region: 1-1035 (344 amino acids)
Source: RefSeq, a predicted model, not a curated record